AUGGAUGAAGUGGAGAAAGUCUACCGGUAUCCUCUUCGACGGUCGGUGCUCAAGGACGCUAAAAGGAAAAUUGUUCAGGAUAGUGGUGAGGCCCGAGAUGAUCUACAGCAGCGAGUACUGGCCCUAGCCUCGAAGAAGAGUUGGCGAAACGUGAUCAAGGAGGUUCUCGCCGAAGCUAAGGUAAUGGCAGAAGAUGCCGUAGAUGGAAAGAAUGGAGACGGCUGA
This is a messenger RNA of Haemonchus placei, 225 nucleotides long. The record is from the annotation of a GenBank genome assembly. NCBI's taxonomy places the organism in Eukaryota, Metazoa, Nematoda, Chromadorea, Rhabditida, Trichostrongylidae.